Molecule: messenger RNA, 1984 nt
Organism: Eremomyces bilateralis CBS 781.70
Lineage: Eukaryota; Fungi; Ascomycota; Dothideomycetes; Eremomycetales; Eremomycetaceae
Exons: 5
Coding region: 114-1925 (603 amino acids)
Molecular function (GO): protein binding
Source: RefSeq, a predicted model, not a curated record
AUUAAAUUUUCCUUAACCGAAUAAAUAAUACGCGGGAGCCGAGCACGAGAUUCUGAAGAACGAAAAGAAGAUAUUUCGGGUCGCAAUCAGCGAAGAAAGAGACGCAUUGAAAGAUGGGAAAGUCGAAACCGCCUCCCAACUGGCGAAGGAAACACGAGGAGAAGAAGGCACCGGUCAAGAAAGUCAUGACCGAAGACGACUACCUUGAAGCGACCGAUGAAUUUGAAACGGCAUCUGCCAAAUGGCGUCGGGGUGAUUUGGCCAAAUCGGUCAGGUUCAUUCAACGAGCCUUCGAUUCCUAUGAGGAGGGCCUCAAGGCGUUCCCAUCAAGUUUUGACUUGGCAUAUAAUAAGGCCGUCAUGCAAUACGAAGUAGCUAGGAAUGAUGCCCUCGCCCAGUCAUUUGGCUCCAAAAUGGAUCUCCUUCGGUCUGCCUUAGACUCGCAUCGAUACGCUCUCCGACUGAAGGAAGAGAACCCGGAUGUACUGUUCAAUACAGCGCAAUUGCUCACUGAGAUUUCCGAGGAACUAGACGAGUUCGAACGCCCAGGCCUGCAUGUGAGGGAAAACAUCAGCCUACUGCAAGAGGCUAUCGAACUUUUCUCUGCGUGCCUCACUAGACAAGAGAUGCUCUUCAGCGAUUUCCAGUCCCAAGAGACGGCGCAUGCCAGUGGUAUCGAGCCAUCGGACUCAGAAGCUCAAGCAUUGCCGGCGGCAGACGAAGCAAAGACCCCGAAUGAAGAGGAAUGGGCGGUCGUCGAAGAACCGGUUACGGCGGAGACACUUAUCGACAGCACCGUCGCCAUGCUCGAUGCCCUGACCGCGCUCCUCAAGGUUUUCGCCUCUCUUGAUGAGCCAGAGGCAUUUAACCAUCCCGGCUUCUCGGCCGCUGCUAUCGUCCGCAUAGGGCAGCCAUUGAUCGAGCAGAAAUUGCCAGCGUACAUCGAACUCGUACCAAAAUCAACUGAGAAGGAGAUUCAGCAACCCACCCACCAAGCUCCACCAACUCUCGUCCUGUCCGCCACAGGUAGUCUUGCAAAGCCUGCAGCUCAGCCCCCACUUCAAACUCUUCCCCCCGGCCAGCGUGUAACCGCAGAAGAAGCAUCCAUUGCAGCCGCUAGGUUUAGAGCGGCAUUGGCAUGUGCAGAGUUCAACAGUGGACUCAUUGACCCCCGGACGCUGGUCAGAAGCACCAAUAAUGCAUUUUUAUCGAUGGUCAGCAACCGAUCUUCAGUUGAUGCCGAUGAAUGGGAUCAGCCCCGAAUCGGUUUCCUACCGGACACGCCAAUGGAGGCACUGGAUGCAUACUCCGAUGCCGUGGAAAACGUCAAUCUUCACUUAUUUGGCUAUCAUCGGAGAUCUCCCUCCGAUCUAACUCCCGAAGACAUCAGAGUCCGCCGGCUACUCGGACUAGAUGCGCUAAAGCUGUCACUCAGGUGCCUCAACGAAGUGAUUGAAGGGUUGAAGAACAGAUCCAGACCUGUGAUAAACCCAAUUGAGGACGAAGUGGGAUACACGGUCAGUCUGUAUGUCAGAGCAGGGGAUGCGGCGUUGCAGGCUCGGACACAUGCACUACAUCUUGCCGAGGAGGAUCCUGGACUUUUCACUGAGGAGCAGAGAGAACCAGCGUUUACCAAGCAAGCGCAAGAGGUCUUCAGCAUUGCAGUAUCUAGCUAUGCCGAAGCAGGGAGACUCCUCGAUGAAUUUGGGGGCGGAAUUAUGGAUGAUGUGGCAAAGCUGCGCCACGACGUCAAGGCGAUGAGCCUUAUUGUCCGCGGCAUGAGGGGGGAUCUGUUCAGUUCCAUCGACCUAUCCACAUCUGAAGAUCCGCGCGAUUUGAAGCCUGGUUGGGUAGACGACAUUAUGCUGGAGAUGAUGGGGAAAGGCAUGAUUGAGGGCAUUGAGGUAGACAAUGUGGGUAGAUAAAUCUGAGUUGGAAAUGCGCGAGCCAGCCUAGGACGACAUAAUACAAUAUUGAUACGGAU